Messenger RNA from Panicum hallii, 672 nucleotides. Its product is annotated as RING finger protein 44-like. The record is from RefSeq and is a predicted model, not a curated record. Bases 1 to 672 code for a protein of 223 amino acids. Gene Ontology annotation, biological process: protein ubiquitination. NCBI's taxonomy places the organism in Eukaryota, Viridiplantae, Streptophyta, Magnoliopsida, Poales, Poaceae. The transcript has 2 exons.
AUGAGCACUGCUGAAAUCCCCCUCCCCAGCGUCCCGGAGACCGCGGCGCUCGACAUCACCCUCCGCGGCAUAUCCUUCGAGACCGCCGCGCUCCCGGAGUGCACUGCCUCAGAGAUCACGGCGGUCGCCACCACCGGCAGAUCUGCGGCGCCUCCUCCGAGACCGCCACCAGCGGGCUUCUCUUGGAGCGCGCCGACACGGGGACCACAGCGCCCAUCACCACCAACAUCCCUCGCGCAUCAGGAUCGGCGUCGCCAGAGCGGCGCCAAUGCGGCCGCCGAAGCUGCGGCCCUCGGCUUACGGCCACCGCGGGCAGCGGCGCCAGAUCAUCAGCCGCGCCACGGCGGGCAGCAGCCGCGCGGCGCCGCGCUACCUGAAGGCGAGCCACGGCGCGCCAGCGGAACGGCGGGCCUCCCGUCGUUCACGUACAACCGGUCGGUGAAGCAGCACAACGUGACAGGCGGUGCCGGCGGCGAGGAGGCGGCGACGUGCUCCGUGUGCCUUGGCGCUUUCCAGGUCGGGGAGACGGUGCGGCUGCUGCCGGUGUGCCUGCACCUGUACCACGUCGAGUGCAUCGAUCCGUGGCUGGAGGCGCACUCCUCGUGCCCGAUCUGCCGGACAGGCACGGAGACGGCGGUGGACGGCGGCCUGCUGCCGCUGCCGCCGGUUUAA